Molecule: messenger RNA, 1802 nt
Organism: Microplitis demolitor
Lineage: Eukaryota; Metazoa; Arthropoda; Insecta; Hymenoptera; Braconidae
Product: catalase
Exons: 7
Coding region: 139-1671 (510 amino acids)
Biological process (GO): hydrogen peroxide catabolic process; response to hydrogen peroxide
Cellular component (GO): peroxisome; mitochondrion; cytoplasm
Molecular function (GO): catalase activity; heme binding
Source: RefSeq, a predicted model, not a curated record
CGGUUGUUGUUGGAUAGUGCGAGUGCAUCGUUGUGGACUUUGCAUCGUGGUUCAUGUUUAUCAUCUAUUAAAUUUCCUAAGUAUUUUUCUCUCCACACUAAACGUUAUAUUGGCGAUUGGACUGAUAAAAAUAAAAAAAUGGCACGAGAUCCAGCAUCCGAACAAUUAAAUCAAUACAAAGAGAAAGUACAGGACAAGCCACCUGUUUUAUUAACUGGAAAUGGAGCUCCUAUUGCUAAUAAAACAGCAAGUCUUACGGUGGGGCCAAGGGGGCCAUUACUCCUCCAAGAUUUUGUGUACUUAGAUGAAAUGUCGCAUUUUGAUAGAGAAAGAAUUCCAGAAAGAGUAGUUCACGCUAAAGGAGCUGGUGCUUUCGGUUAUUUUGAGGUCACUCAUGACAUUACACAGUAUACAACAGCUAAAGUAUUUUCUAAAAUUGGGAAAAAAACUCCUGUAGCCGUUCGAUUUUCAACUGUCGGCGGAGAAAGUGGAUCAGCAGAUACCGUGAGAGAUCCUAGAGGGUUUGCCGUUAAAUUUUAUACUGAAGAAGGAAUAUGGGAUCUUGUUGGAAACAAUACCCCGAUAUUUUUCAUAAAAGAUCCAUUACUGUUCGCAAGUUUUAUCCAUACACAAAAAAGAAAUCCGGUAACUCAUUUAAAGGAUAUGGAUAUGUUUUGGGAUUUCAUUUCACUUCGACCUGAAUCAACUCAUCAAACUAUGAUAUUAUUCAGUGAUCGUGGUAUUCCUGACGGUUAUCGCCACAUGAAUGGAUACGGCUCACAUACUUUUAAACUUGUCAAUAAGGACAAGGAGUUUGUCUACUGCAAAUUUCAUUAUAAGACCGAUCAAGGUAUCAAAAAUAUCGUUGCUGAAAAAGCUGCAGAAAUAAGUUCACAAGAUCCAGAUUACAGUAUCAGAGAUUUGUACAAUGCGAUUGCAAAAAAAAAUUUUCCUUCAUGGACAUUCUAUAUCCAAGUAAUGACCCAGCAACAGGCUGAUAAAUUACAAUGGAAUCCGUUUGAUUUAACUAAGGUAUGGCCUCACAAAGAGUAUCCUCUUAUUCCUGUUGGAAAGCUAGUAUUAGAUAAAAAUCCAACAAAUUAUUUCGCUGAUGUCGAACAAAUGGCCUUUGAUCCUGCACACAUGGUACCAGGUAUCGAGCCAAGCCCAGAUAAAAUGCUUCAAGGUCGUCUAUUUGCUUAUGGAGACACUCACAGACAUCGUCUUGGACCGAAUCACCUUCAAAUUCCUGUAAAUUGUCCUUACAAAACUAUCUCAACGAUGAACUAUCAGCGUGAUGGCUUGAUGACGAUGCACAAUCAGAAUGGAGCUCCGAACUAUUAUCCUAAUAGCUUCAAGGGACCUGAAGUAUGUCCUGCAGUAAAGUCGCUACCCUUUAGUGUAUUUAGUGAUGUUGAUCGCUACGAGCCUGUUGAUGAAGAUGAUUUUAGCCAAGUUACUAAUUUUUGGCAAAAAGUACUUGAUACAAACGCUAAGACUCGACUUGUCAAUAAUAUGGUUGCAAGCCUUUCAGGAGCUUCAACUUUUAUCAUCGAACGCGCUGUUAGAAAUUUUUCUCAAGUCGAUGUUCAUCUCGGCCAGCAAUUAACAGAAGGAUUGCGAAAGGCGGGAAAAAUAAUUAAUAUUUCUGGAAAGGGUGCAAACUUAUAAAUUAUUUGAUUGUUUUGAGAUAUGAUUUCAUACAUCAUCAAUAUUUUUGAUAUAAUUCACACUUAUUGUCAUACAAAUUUUCAUAUACAUGCAUGUAAUUAUACAAAUAAAAUAAUGCACUCGUUGUUGAA